AUGCCCAUCCUGGAAAAGGUCCCCCAAAAGAUGCCUGUGAAAGCUUCCAGCUCUGAGGAGGAGCUGGAGUUACCUAAGUUGCCAGUGCCCCCGCUGCAGCAAACCCUGGCCACCUACCUGCAGUGCAUGCAGCACCUGGUACCUGUAGAGCAGUUCAGGAAGAGCCAGGCCAUUGUGAAGCGGUUUGGGACCCCUGGUGGCCUGGGUGAGACCCUGCAGGAAAAACUCUUGGAGAGACAGGAGAAGACAGCCAAUUGGGUCUCUGAAUACUGGCUGAAUGACAUGUAUCUAAACAACCGCCUGGCCCUGCCAGUCAACUCUAGCCCUGCUGUGAUCUUUGCUCGGCAGCACUUCCAAGACACCAAUGACCAGCUAAGAUUUGCGGCCAGCCUCAUCUCUGGUGUGCUUAGCUACAAGACGCUGCUGGACAGCCACUCCCUUCCCACUGACUGGGCCAAGGGGCAGCUCUCAGGGCAGCCCCUCUGUAUGAAGCAGUACUACAGACUCUUCUCCUCUUACCGGCUUCCUGGCCAUACCCAGGACACACUGGUGGCCCAGAAGAGCAGUGUCAUGCCUGAGCCUGAGCAUGUCAUCGUGGCCUGCUGCAACCAGUUCUUUGUCUUGGAUGUUGUCAUUAAUUUCCGCCGUCUCAGUGAGGGUGAUCUGUUCACUCAGUUGAGAAAGAUAGUCAAAAUGGCGUCCAACGAGGAUGAACGCCUGCCUCCAAUCGGCCUGCUGACGUCAGACGGGAGGAGCGAGUGGGCCAAGGCCAGGACGGUCCUCUUAAAAGACUCCACCAACCGGGACUCCCUGGACAUGAUCGAGCGCUGCAUCUGCCUGGUAUGCCUGGAUGGUCCAGGCACUGGAGACCUCAGUGACACGCACAGGGCCCUCCAGCUCCUUCACGGUGGAGGCUGCAGUUUGAAUGGAGCGAAUCGCUGGUAUGACAAGUCCCUGCAGUUUGUGGUGGGGCGAGAUGGCACCUGCGGUGUGGUGUGUGAGCAUUCCCCUUUUGAUGGCAUCGUCCUAGUACAGUGCACGGAGCACCUGCUGAAACAUAUGAUGUCAAGCAACAAGAAGCUCGUCCGAGCCGACUCAGUGAGUGAGCUCCCUGCUCCCAGAAGGCUGAGGUGGAAAUGUUCUCCAGAAACUCAAGGCCACCUUGCCUCCUCAGCAGAGAAACUUCAAAGAAUAGUGAAGAAUCUGGAUUUCAUUGUUUAUAAAUUUGACAACUAUGGAAAAACAUUUAUUAAGAAGCAGAAAUGCAGCCCUGAUGGCUUCAUCCAAGUGGCCCUCCAGCUGGCCUACUACAGGCUUUACCAGAGACUGGUGCCCACCUAUGAGAGUGCAUCCAUCCGCCGCUUCCAGGAAGGUCGGGUGGACAACAUCAGAUCAUCCACUCCAGAGGCACUGGCUUUUGUGCAAGCCAUCACUGACCACAAGGCUGCCAUGCCGGCUUCUGAGAAACUGCGGCUGCUGCAGACAGCCAUCCAGGCCCAGACUGAGUACACAGUCAUGGCCAUAACCGGCAUGGCCAUUGACAACCAUCUUCUGGCACUGAGGGAGCUGGCCCGAGACCUGUGUAAAGAGCCACCUGAGAUGUUCACGGAUGAGACGUACCUGAUGAGCAACCGGUUUGUUCUCUCCACCAGCCAGGUACCCACAACCAUGGAGAUGUUCUGCUGUUAUGGCCCCGUGGUCCCUAAUGGGUAUGGAGCCUGCUACAACCCCCAGCCUGAGGCCAUCACCUUCUGCAUAUCCAGCUUUCACGGCUGCAAAGAGACCUCGUCUGUGAAGUUUGCAGAAGCGGUGCGAGCGAGCCUUGUUGACAUGAGAGACCUCUGCAGCACACAGCAAUCUGCUGACAGCAAGCCACCAGCAGCAAAGGAAAAAGCUAGAGGCCCAACCAAGCCAAGCAACCUUGACUCCUGCCACUAG
Messenger RNA from Grammomys surdaster, 1938 nucleotides. It is a transcript of the gene Chat, whose product is annotated as choline O-acetyltransferase. Gene Ontology annotation, molecular function: choline O-acetyltransferase activity. Gene Ontology annotation, biological process: neuromuscular synaptic transmission; acetylcholine biosynthetic process. The record is from RefSeq and is a predicted model, not a curated record. The transcript has 14 exons. Gene Ontology annotation, cellular component: neuron projection; cytoplasm. The coding region runs from base 1 to 1938 and encodes 645 amino acids. NCBI's taxonomy places the organism in Eukaryota, Metazoa, Chordata, Mammalia, Rodentia, Muridae.